AUGGCACUCUACUAUAAUCUUGUUUUCGUCCUUUUGGUGGUCGAAAUGGCGUUUUUCGCGAUUCUUUCGCUUCCAUUCCCCAGAAAACUCAGAAAAACCGUGCUCACGACCGUUUCGGCGCCGUUCCGCUCCGAGCAGUUCCAAAUUGCAUUGAAGUGUAUUUUUGGCUUUGUGCUCGUGUUGUUCAUUGACUCUGUGAACCGUGUAUACGCCGUCACUGCCGAGUUGCAAAGUAUUUCUCCAAACAACAUGAGCCCCACCAAUGUGCUCAACGAUCGUGCCGAGGUGCAGUCACGCCGUUUCUACGCGCAAAGAAACAUGUACCUUUGCGGCUUCACGUUGUUUUUGACGCUUAUUUUGACCAGAACGUACUCGUUGGUGGCCGAGUUGAUUGAGACAAAGGAUAAGUUGGAUGUUUUGGGCAAGGAGGUGGACACCCCUGAAUCUUCCGAAGUCACCGCUUUGAAGCAGUCGUUGAAGGAGAAGGACCAGCAGUUGGAGACGUUGAAGGAGCAGGCCGCCGCGUUGUCUGGCGACUAUGAUUCUGCCACCACCAGAAGAAAAGUAUGA
Messenger RNA from Australozyma saopauloensis, 570 nucleotides. RefSeq lists its product as uncharacterized. The transcript has a single exon. Bases 1 to 570 code for a protein of 189 amino acids. Gene Ontology annotation, cellular component: endoplasmic reticulum; endoplasmic reticulum membrane. The record is from RefSeq and is a predicted model, not a curated record. Gene Ontology annotation, biological process: intracellular protein transport; endoplasmic reticulum to Golgi vesicle-mediated transport. Lineage: Eukaryota; Fungi; Ascomycota; Pichiomycetes; Serinales; Metschnikowiaceae.